CAAUUUUUAGAGAGACUCAAUGAACAUGAAGAAGGUAGUCAGUGUGAAGAAGCCUUCCAACAGAAUACUGAGCAUAUUAUGAAUAAGAAAACUCCCCCCAGGGAGAAACUCUAUGAAUGUGAGCAAUGUGGGGAAACCUUCCCUUUCUCUAGUUAUCUUAAAGCACAUGAAAGAAUUCACAUGCACAAGAAGCCCUAUGAGUGUAAGCAAUGUGGGAAAACAUUUGUUUCUCGCGGUACCCUUGGGAGACAUGAAAGAAAUCACACUGGAGAGAAGCCCUAUGGGUGUAAGCAGUGUGGGAAAACCUUCCCUUCCUCUCAUUACUUUAAAGCACAUGAAAGAAUUCACACUGGAGAGAAACCCUAUGGAUGUAAGCAAUGUGGGAAGACAUUUGCGUUUUCCUGUGCCCUUCGAAGACAUGAAAGAAUUCACACUGGAGAGAAACCCUAUGGAUGUAAGCAGUGUGGGAAAACAUUCAUGCUCCCUCGUUACCUUGAAAAACAUGAAAGAAUUCACAUUGGAGAGAAACCCUAUGGGUGUAAGCAGUGUGGAAAAACAUUCAUUUUUUCAAGUGGCCUUCGAAAACAUGAAAAGACUCAUGCUGGAGGGAAACCCAAACCCUAAGGAUGUAAGCAUUGUGGGAAAACCUGCUCUUCCUUUAGAUCCCUUGGAGAGCAUGAAAGAAUUCUCACUGGAGAUGAACACUACACAUAUAUACAGUAUGGGAAGACAUUUGCUUUUUCCUCUCUCCUUCAAAAGCCUGGAAGAAUUCACACUGGACCCAACCCUAUCAAUGACCCUGUGUACAUCUGCUUGUCUGGUUUCUCCUCCAAUGAGUGCCUUUGUGGACAGAGACAGAAACAUUGUAUCCAAAGUACCUACCAAGGGGUCAGAAUGAAGCUUGGUAAAGACAAAAUGACAUUCGUAAAUAUUUUAUGAAUUAAACUCAAUUAUUUAAUGAAUAAAUAAAAUUCAUAAGUAUUCUUAAUACCAUAAUACUAUUCAGUGGACUCCUAUGAAAAUAGAACCUGGUAAA
Molecule: messenger RNA, 1036 nt
Organism: Perognathus longimembris pacificus (Pacific pocket mouse)
Lineage: Eukaryota; Metazoa; Chordata; Mammalia; Rodentia; Heteromyidae
Product: zinc finger protein 844-like
Exons: 2
Coding region: 113-898 (261 amino acids)
Source: RefSeq, a predicted model, not a curated record